This is a messenger RNA of Cyprinodon tularosa, 2456 nucleotides long. RefSeq names its product tripartite motif-containing protein 35-like. The record is from RefSeq and is a predicted model, not a curated record. Gene Ontology annotation, molecular function: protein binding; zinc ion binding. Lineage: Eukaryota; Metazoa; Chordata; Actinopteri; Cyprinodontiformes; Cyprinodontidae. The transcript has 3 exons. Bases 172 to 1557 code for a protein of 461 amino acids.
UAGAAGUACGCAGUUUGUGUUUGUCGAUCCCAGACGAUCGGAUUCCCUUUCAGACCAAACCAGCAGCUUCCUCUGAGUGAGUCCAGCUGCAGGAGAGAAAAGUGGAAACCUCCAACACUGCUGCUUCAAGCUGCUCACACUCCACACACUGAAGCUUCACUCAGAGACUAAAUGGCUUCCAGACCAGAGGAGGAUCUCUGCUGCCCGGUCUGUCACGAUGUCUUCAAGGAGCCAGUUCUUCUGUCAUGUAGCCACAGCUUCUGUAAGGAGUGUCUGCAGGACUGGUGGAGAGAGGACCUUAAACGACACUGUCCAGUUUGCAAGAGAAGGUCUUCAAAAGAUUCUCCACCUGUAAGUCUGGCUCUGAAGAAUCUGUGUGAGACCUUCUUACGGCAGAGAGAGCAGAGAGCUUCAGAGGAUCUCUGCAGUCUGCACUCUGAGAAACUCAGACUCUUCUGUCUGGACCAUCAGCAGCCAGUGUGUCUCGUCUGCAGAGAUUCAGAAAAACACACCGAGCACAGAUUCAGACCCAUCGAUGAAGCUGCUCAGCAACACAAGAAGAAACUUCAGGAAACUCUGGAACCUUUGAAGGAGAAGCUGGAACUCAGGAAGAAAGUUCAAGAGGAGUUUGAUCAGACAGCAGAACACAUGAAGGUCCAGGCCCGACACACAGAGAGGCUGAUUAAGGAGCAGUUUAAGAAGCUUCAUCAGUUUCUAGCAGAGGAAGAGGAGGCCAGGCUGGCUGCACUGAGGGAGGAAGAGGAGCAGAAGAGAGGGAUGAUGAGGGAGAAGAUGGAGGCUCUGAGCAGAGAGAUAGCAGUUCUUUCAGACACAGUCAGAGCCACAGAGGAGGAGCUGAGAGCUGAAGACGUCUCAUUCCUGCACAACUACAAGGCUGCAUUGAAAAGAGUCCAGCGCUGCCCCCUGCUGGAGGAUCCACAGCUGCCCUCAGGAGCUCUCAUAGACCAGGCCAAACAUCUGGGCAACCUGGCCUUCAACAUCUGGAGCAACAUGAAGGACAUGGUGUCCUACACUCCUCUCAUCCUGGACCCAAACACUGCUGGUUCUCAUCUCAUUCUGUCUGAAGAUCUCACCAGUGGGACAGAAGGAGAGGAACAGAAGCUUCCUGAUAAUCCAGAGAGAUUCGAGUCUUGGUGUUCUGUCCUGAGUUCUGAGGGCUUUAACUCAGGGAACCACAGCUGGGAUGUUGAUGUUGGAGACAGUGAAGAAUGGGUCCUUGGAGUUUUAGAAGAAUCUGUCCAGAGGAAGGGAGAAGAAAAGUCUGGACGUCUGGUAGUACAGUUCCAUGACAGUGAAUACUCAGCAUGGUCUUCACCGUCUCCUCCCACAUUUGUCUCAGUUCAGAAGAAGCUCCAGAGGAUCAGAGUGAAUCUGGACUGGGACAGAGGAAAGCUGUCCUUCUCUGAUCUGGACACUAACACACACAUACACACCUUCACACACAACUUCACUGACAAGAUGUUUCCACGCUUCUCCACUGCUGGUAAAAUAAAAAUCUUACCCAUGAAGAUCUCAGUGAGCAAACAGCAGCUCUGAUGUUCUCAGCAUGAAGAACACAAAGUCCAAAUGAAACCUUAUUUAUCUGAUUGAAACUCAGCAUUUGAAACAGGAAACUGGAGAUGAUCUGAUCUGACUGAUCAUCUGGUUGUUUUCAGGUCAGUUUCAGAUCUGCUUCAUAAUCUGUCCAGAUGCUGCAAACUAAGACAUGAAGUGGAUGAUGUGGAGUUUAGUUUGGUUCUGACAGCAGAUCCAGGUGUGCUGAUCAUGAACAGGGAACAGGUGAGGUUAGUGGAGACAUCAGGACCCUGGAGAGUUCUGCUGAUGGAAACAAACUGAGAUCCAAACAUCCACACUGAUGAACGCUGCAGAAGAAACUCAGAGGUUUUCAUGUUUAGUUCAGGAACAUCUCAACAGAGUUCAUCUAAAAAUAAGUUAACAAACAAACAUUGUGUCUUGGUACUUCAAAUCCUGGAACCACAGUGUUCAUGGUGAAGUUUUCUAUUCCAGCUUUGUUCAACCGGUCUAGAAGGUUCUGUUUAUCUCUGUUAGUUGAAGGCUUAUUAAGAUUUUCUGUUGGCUCCUGGGCCAACCUGCAUCACAUUUAUUAAUUAUGAAUUCAUGCCGCUUGAAGCACUGCUGCCUUGUGUCAUAAAGGUUAAGGGUUUCUCUCUAUGUGCUCUGUUUUCCCCCUACAGUAUUGAAGGUAACUGUAGAUUGUACCAUGUUGUCCCACACAGCCAUUAAUAAAUCAUUGCAAAAUGUUGCAUGUGAAAGUCCCGGUGAAAUUAAAUGCUGGGAUGCUGGAAUAUAUUUAAUCCUAUGUCUGCCAUGUGCAUGAUGGUUUGGUCCAAACCCAAGCUGCAGCCAUCAUUUUUUCUGUAAGAUUUUACUGCAUGUUUAAUCCAAUAAUCAGUAAAAUAAAAAUCUGUACUAAA